AUGAUUACCGACUUUCCAUUUCGUGUAAUUCCUCGAACUGUGGAUACAAAAAUACUGAAAAUAAAAGAUGGCGAAAGCAAUACAAAGAAUGCUGGAUCAACACCAAUAUCAAAUCAUCGAAAUCGCUCGAAAAAUGAGACCCGCUCAUCACAACAACAACAGCCAAAUAUUGAUGUGAUUAUGAAGCAUGCAGCUAAAGGAUUCGUGGAUGAUCAAACACAAGUAACAUCGACAUACAGAACCAAGUUGGCAGCUUUUGGUGUUCCACUUCCAAUUGAAAUCGCGACUCUUCAUAAUAAGUAAGAACUCUUAAAUAUUUAUUUUUGUAUUUAAUUCAUAUUCUGAAAUUUUUAGAUAUUAUAUAUUCGAGGUCGCUGCUUCUGACGAGGACAUCAGAAAUAUUGAUGUAACUCCAAUUUCUGCUCGAGUGAGAAAUAAAACAACAUGCGUCGAGUAUACAGCAAGAAUGCAAGGUAGAAUGAAAUCUGUGGCGAAUGCGAAGAUACUUGAUCUCGAUGUUUGUUUAUAUUCUUGAAAUAAUUAUCAUCCAUAAAGUUGAAUUGAUUUCAGGGAGAGCGCAAGUUUCUCGCUUCCAUAUCAACAUCACAAUCAAAGAAAGAGAACUCACUAAUAUCUCGAUUGCUUGAUUCAGGAUUCGAUUCUGAUUUUCGAUACAUCAUUGUUGAGGAUGCCGGAAGAGAUCUAAAAACUCUCCUCGAUCAUUAUAAAUAUUUUGAGUUAGUUUCCCGCCAAGGAUCAAUCAUCAUGUAAUGUUUCAUUCCAGACCUCCAACUGUAUUUCUCAUCACAUAUUAUUCAUUUCAAGCAAUCAAAGAGCUUCACAGUUAUGGUUAUUACCAUAUGGAUCUUCGGCUUUCCUCAUUUUCAAUUUCCCCAACAUUUAAUUUAAAAAUCGUCGAGUUUUUUCGAGUAACAUCUUCGAAAUCAACCUGCAAAGUUUCUCAUAAAUUUCGUCUUGAUCGGUUCGUCUCUCGAAAGUAUCAUAAACAAGGUGCGAUAUUCGAUGCAUUCGAUGAUUAUGAAAAUUGGCUUUUCGUGGUGAGUUAUCCUAAUUUAUUAUCCUAAUUGAAAAAAUACAUGUUUUUUCAGAUAAUGUUCAUAUUCUGCGAAUCAAAAUUGCCGUGGAAACACAAUGGUAAGAACGGAUUCCUUGAAUCAAAAGAAGCAUUUUUCAAACGAAGAGGUUAGUGUUUAGAAGUUUUUUUUCUAUUUGAAAUCAUAAUAUUUUCAGAUGAUUACAAUUGGUGUGGUUCAACAGAUUCCCUAAUAUUAAUCCCAUAUUUGAUGGAAAAGAAGACAAAUAUCUCGGAGUUUAUUGAAGCUGUCGAUGAAUUAUUUUCAAUUGAUGUCAUGGGUUUCGAAGAAACAACACUGCCAGAUUGGGGAACUUCGAUGAAUGAAGUGUCUCGAAAGCUGAAAAAAACUCGUAAAGCGGUCUGA
Messenger RNA from Caenorhabditis angaria, 1460 nucleotides. Lineage: Eukaryota; Metazoa; Nematoda; Chromadorea; Rhabditida; Rhabditidae. The record is from the annotation of a GenBank genome assembly.